Trematomus bernacchii (emerald rockcod) is the source of this 3657-nucleotide messenger RNA. Its product is annotated as titin homolog. The record is from RefSeq and is a predicted model, not a curated record. Gene Ontology annotation, biological process: innate immune response; protein deubiquitination; inflammatory response. Gene Ontology annotation, cellular component: cytosol; nucleus. The coding region runs from base 177 to 3338 and encodes 1053 amino acids. Lineage: Eukaryota; Metazoa; Chordata; Actinopteri; Perciformes; Nototheniidae. The transcript is spliced from 15 exons. Gene Ontology annotation, molecular function: cysteine-type endopeptidase activity; cysteine-type deubiquitinase activity.
AACAUUUGUCCGACACACCCUGAAUGCAGCAGGACAUUUUUAUUGGAAAUAGAAAGAGAAAGUGACAUCGUAGAAACACGUCGAUGAUAAACGGAGAGAUGAACAUUUUGUCUGCGGGAAUUUCUGAAGCUGGCAGUGUAUGAGUGGACUGAUACGAUCGUCAAAAAGGAAUCAAUAUGGAUUUCAUAAGAUAUGGUCAACAAAAGGUCUCCAGCAUGUUGUACCCUCCUGCCAUUAAGUACCAUGGCUUGGUAAACCAAGGGUCAACAUGUUACCUGAACAGUGUGCUGCAGGUGCUUUUUAUGACCAAAGACUUCAGAGAAGCUGUGGAAAGGCACAUCAGUGAUAAUCCUGACUCUGAGCAUAUUGAUCUUCAACUUGAAUCCCUGUUUGGUGACUUAAAAAGUUAUCCAGCGUACACCUAUAAGAUCACAAAGAAGCUGGGCAUCAACAAGGUUUAUGAACAGCAGGAUGCUGCUGAGUACUUUGAGAAGAUUUUAGCUAAGACCAGUGAUGAUGCAUCGAAGAUUUUUCACGGACAGCUGACACACAAGACCACAUGUUCAUCAUGUGGUACCGAGAUUGAUGCUGCUGGGCCAUUUUGGAAUCUUACUCUUGCAUUGGAGGAUUCCUACAGUCAGAACUUUAGCGUGGUGAAUGGCAUUGAGAAGUAUUUCAGAGAAUCGUCUCUCAACGGAGAAAACCAGAUGUACUGCGAGAAAUGUGAUGACAAGUCUGAUGCCACUACUAAAUGUGUAAUAAAUCAUCAUCCGGAGGUUUUGAUGCUGCUGCUGAAGAGGUUUGAGUUUGACUACUAUUCUAUGAGAUAUGUCAAAAUCAACUGCACUGUGGACGUUCCCUGCACCCUACAGAUACCAGAGAAUCAGCCCUAUGAACUGUAUGCGGUGGUGGAACAUUCUGGAGAUCUCAGUAGUGGACAUUACAUUGCCACAAUCAAAUCUGAGGAUGAUGGGAGAUGUUACAGCUUCAAUGAUAGCUGCGUCACAGAGCUUCACUCCCAGCCAUUCCAGUUGGAUACAUUUCAGAAUUCCACCAGCGCUUAUCUUCUGUUUUACAGAAAAGAGAAAGUGUCUGCUGCAGGUACUCAGGUCUUCAGAGAGAGAUCUACUCCUGGAGGCUCUCCACUCUCUACCUGUGAGACCCAGGACCAGAGUGAGAAGAGAAAGAGAAAGAGAGAGGAGGAGGACGAGGGGACAGCAGAAAAGGGCAGAGACCCUGCAGUCACUGCUUUCAUCAACAGAGAUGAAGGAACAGGGUUUAAAGAAACAGACAGAGUGAAGUCUAUACAAUCAGGGCUAUCACCUGACAUCUCUAAUGUAGAGUCUAAGGAGGAAGGAAAUGACUUACAUGUAGAGUCUAAGGAGGAAGGAAAUGACUUGCAUGUAGAGUCUAAGGAGGAAGGAAAUGACUUACAUGUAGAGUCUAAGGAGGAAGGAAAUGACUUGCAUGUAGAGUCUAAGGAGGAAGGAAAUAACUUAAAUGUAGAGUCUAAGGAGGAAGGAAAGGACUUACAUGUAGAGUCUAAGGAGGAAGGAAAUGACUUGCAUGUAGAGUCUAAGGAGGAAGGAAAUGACUUGCAUGUAGAGUCUAAGGAGGAAGGAAAUGACUUACAUGUAGAGUCUAAGGAGGAAGGAAAUGACUUGCAUGUAGAGUCUAAGGAGGAAGGAAAUGACUUGCAUGUAGAGUCUAAGGAGGAAGGAAAUGACUUACAUGUAGAGUCUAAGGAGGAAGGAAAUGACUUGCAUGUAGAGCCUAAGGAGGAAGGAAAUGACUUGCAUGUAGAGUCUAAGGAGGAAGGAAAUAACUUACAUGUAGGAAAAUCUUCAGAGAGAUCUGAAGAAAGUGUUGACGAUCAGCACAAGGACAGUGUGGGAGUAGGCGAUGUUAGCCAUUAUUAUUACCCAGGAGUCAGUGACAGGCAUCUUAAAAUACUAGAUGAAAGCAGAGAUGCACAAAGGAGGGAAAGGGAUGUAAAGACAGGCAAGAGUGGAGGAGAUGAACAGUCAGAACAGAGCGGCACAUCCUUGAGAAUAAACCUUUCCAUGGACACAGAGCACCAUGGACAUGAAGGAUUAGGAAAUGUUAAACAUGACAAUCUGGAGGGGCAACAGCAAAUGCAGCAAGCUCAUGGCCCUGGUGUGGAGCAACAGGGAGAUGGGUUGAGGACAGAGAAAGAUGUUGAGGUAGAUAAGAAAGGAAAACCUGAUCCAUCCCCUCUGAUAGAGGAUAGAAGAGUUGAUGGUCGAAAACAGAACAUGUCAGAAGACCUUCAGGGGUUUGAAGCUAGAAGCAGAAGGGAGGAUAGGAGGGAUGUAGAGGGAGCCAAGGAACAAAAGAGAGGAGAUGACAAACAUGCACAAAGGACAGAAACAUCUAUGACAAAACCUUACCUUUGUAAGGGAGGAGAGGAUCAGGACAGGAGAGGGUUGGAUGGUGUUAGACAGCAGGAAACAAGUGUUCCACAAGAUCCUAAAGAUGUUGAUGAGGAAAGGCCAGCCAAAGAGCAGGAACGCAAACCUUUCCCAAACAGAGGGGGCUCUUCUCGUAAACAAUUAAUUGUGAAAACAGAUGAGGAAGAAACUAAAGAAACCUCCUUUGGUUCAGAAAGAAGUAUUGAGAGGAAGAUCAUUGGAAUAAAGACCAGUGAGAAACCCGCACAACAGGAGCGCUUGUCAGAUAAUCUUUCCGAUAUGAAGCUGAGUGAGCCACAGGAACAAGACUGUGGCUCAUUUUGGAGAUACAUAGGUAAUUUAUUCAAAGGCAAUGUGACAACCAGUGCAAUCGAUUCAAAUGCAGAAAAAAAGCCAAAAGUCUCUGACACACAAGAGCAGGCUGCUGAAAAUCAACUUGCAACGGGAGAAAUAGGUGAGGAAGUGAUUAUUAGUAGAGGUGAUUAUGCCCAACAGGAGAAAAACAGAAAUGGAAAAAAAAAGAAAACAACUUCGUGUUGGAAACUGUGGAAACAGGCAGACCAGACUUCAGAGUCGGAGCAGCAGAAAACAGCUGCGAGACCUUCAGCUGGAGAGACAGCUCAAUACACCAUGGUAGACGGUGAGCACUUUGUGGAUAAACAUAGAACCGAGCUGAUCAACAGAGUAUGCUGCGUUGCAGACAUUUUGGAUAAGCUCCUUGAGGAAAAAGUCAUGAUACAAUCGAGUUAUGAUAAAAUCAUGGCAAUCCGGACCAAUCAGCAGAAGAUGAGGAAACUCUUCAAUGGUCCCCUGAAUGCAGCAGGGCCUUGUGGCAAAGAAGUCUUCUACAGAAUCCUUGAGGAAAAGGAGAAAUUUCUCAUUGAUGAGCUAAAGGGAAAGAAGUGAAUGUUGUAGAGAAAUCAUUUUUUAGACUAAACGUACAUUGUGCCUCAAGAAAACAAAUGACUGAAACGAUUACAAUGGGGAAAUAGUCAUGUAAAUGUCUCUGUAGGGGUUCUAUAAAAUAUAGCUUUUGCACCUUCAUGUUUAAUCAUAGCUCUUGCCCUUACACUUGGACCAGUCAUAUUUUUUUAAAUGUAUACGUUUUCCUGUAAGGUUAAAACCACAUUCAGCAAACCAUGUAAGUCCUUCAUGUAAUGUAAUUGUUAAGGAAUAAUUCUUCUAGAUAUCUAACCUUUUGCUCUGUGACGUUUUAUGAUCUACU